Messenger RNA from Geodia barretti, 6032 nucleotides. The record is from the annotation of a GenBank genome assembly. NCBI's taxonomy places the organism in Eukaryota, Metazoa, Porifera, Demospongiae, Tetractinellida, Geodiidae.
UAUGCCCAAUGCGCAGCCGGGUAUUUAUACAUCCGUUGGCAUUGUGGUAUUUACAUAAAUUUAUGUUUGGGCCUGUCGGUAUUUUCGACGCGUGCCUAAGAAGAAGUGCCCGAUUCCGAUUUAGUUAUCGGUUCUACUGUCUUCAGGGAGGCAGUAAACAAGCGGGCAAUUAUUAAUUAGUCCGACAUUAGGGAUAUCCCCUCGUUGUGUAGCGUUUAUUGGCGUAAUUUCGCCGAAAAUGUUUAAGUGCGCAACUUUCAAAUUGCAACGCAUCCCUAAAACAAGAGAGAAAUCGAAAAUGAAUAGUACUGAUAUUAAAAUUGAAAAUAUAUUACAUUUGUGGUAUGCUUAUCUGGAAUUCCACCCCAAUGCAUGCGUUUUUUCUGUUAAAAAUAAAAGUUGACAGAAAUUUGAAUCAGUGCUAUUUUAAAGGCUAAGAAUAGUUUUGCAGGCAUUUUAUCACGUGUUUAUUGAAAAUUUCGCAAAACAAACCCCUAAUUUGUUGGAAGGAGACUCGCUUUUUAUACGCCUCGCGCGGUAUUCGCGAUUUACGGAUAUUCUAUCCGGCAGUGACGAAAAGCAAGAAAUUGAAUAGGUGUUAUUCUCAACUAAUGCAAUUUUGACACUUUUCGUUUACACGCAAAGCAGUUUUCGUCCAUUUCCUAAGGUUUUUUUCGGAAACCGGGGUAUGGAGUGCGAAUGAUGAAAUACUCAUAUCGCAGUUCCGUUACCUAAACAUCCGAUUCAUUAUCUCCAAGGAGGAAAAACAAAGUAAUGAACAGGCUAAAACACUCACUUGAUGUUUUACUUGUAGCGACCUGUAUUCUGAGUGCUUUCGUGCUCUAUGGUUGUGGCGCACAGAGCCUUGGUCCACAAGAACCCCUAUUGCCAACGAUUGAGGGGAGUUCUAAAUUCUCAGCGCGUUUCCAAUUAGAAGAAGAACCGCAAUUCUUCUAUGACCUGUUUGGAAAAGAGUUGCUUGAAGGUAACGAGGUCUAUAACUAUCGCGAGCAGAAAGAGUUUGACCAGAACGGCGAAUUGUUCGUCGGUUGGACCGGUCAACUUGAUAGUGAAAGAUUUUCGGCACAGUUGGAUAGAACGGUCUUAACUGAAGACAGUUAUCGUGGACGAUAUACCGAGUUUGCUAUCGGUGAUAGCAUGCGUUUUAAGCCGUCUACGUUAUUCCCAAACCGCUACAUUCUCUACAAAACAGAGUUUGAUGGUCUUCGAUGGGAUAUCUCUUUUGCGCAGGAACGACACCUUUUCACGCUCAUCAAUUCUCGUAUUUCAAACCCUGUCCAAUUGACAGACGCAGCGGCAAACCUCGCACCGACACUGGGUCGUCGGAAUGGUCUAAACGAAGACGCUGGGGUGCGGCACCUUGAAAACGCACGUCUUGUCGGUUUCCGGGCGCAAGGACUUUUGGGCGACAUCUUCCGUAUCGGGUUCACUUAUGUCAAUCUUCACAAAGAACACCCCGAACGCGUUGAAAACCCACUCAUGGGUACUGUGGCAAAUACACCCCCAGAAUCAAUUUCAGUUGUCUUACGAGAUGACUCACCGGAAGACAAUCAUGGUAUUGUCAGCCAAUUUUCUGGCUUUGAUGAAGUUCUACAUAGCGAGAAUAUUCAGGGGGGUGUCGGUGCGGCUUUCAAAAGCAUGACAGUUACAAUUGUGACCCAAGCUUUGGAAGAAUUGACACCCGAAGAAAUUGAAGAAGGUGCUGAACCUACAGCACUACCUACAGAAACGCAAAAAAUUGACAUUUAUACUGACGAUGUCAUCCCGAUGCCUGUCGGAGGACUGCCUUCUGAAAUUCGCGAUUCUGUUGACGGAGAGUGGAAGAUCGUGGAUGGCUUCAAUAAGAUGAAAGUCGUCCUCGCUUUUGUCGAUCCGGAUGUUGAUCCGCGAACUGUUCAAUCCGUCACUUUUGAAAUGAUUGUAGCAGGUGAUUACAACAUCGCCAUUAUCGGAUCCAGCCCUGCCAACAAAGCCGAGUCAGAUCCCGAAAUCCAAGAAUGGAUUAAAACUGAAGAUGGCCACAUUCAGACACCGUACCGCGAUGUGAUUGAAGCACCCGGUAAUUAUGGGCAAUCCGCAGAUUACACCAGUAAUCGGGCAAAACUCCUAGAUAAUCCCAGUAACUGGACAGGUGAAGGCAGACCGCGUAAAAUCCGUUACCAGUACGGUGCAGCACGUGCAGCACUUCUCUAUGGACUUGACUUAGAAGGCACUAUCGGUAACGUUUUUCUCAGAGCACAUUACUCUAUCAACGGUAAAUAUAAGCAGUAUCCCACCAUUCCCAAAGGUCAGAUCGGAUUUAGCCGACUCAAAACGACCAUCCAAGGCGAAGAUGGCGAGGAAGAAACCGGCAUCUCCGUCGAUCCAGCAACUGGCUUGCCGUUAGACGCAAAUGGGAUACCUACCUACUCUGAGACCGAGGGUGAAAGAUUUGAAGCCAUGUUAGGUGGCGAAGGAACUGAUGAAAGCGGCGACGGAGCAAUGGCAAGAGAAACCGCAUGGUUCCUCCAACUCAAAUCUCGCUUCGGAAAGUUGUACCUUGAAGGGGUCUACUAUCAUAUCGAUCCUGGCUACACGACAACUUAUCUCAAUUUCGGUUCUAAUUCUGACAGGGAUCAACCCUACUCCCUGCCACGGACACCUGAAUCACAGUCUGAACAAGAUCCGUGGGAUGAAACUAAUUACGCCCUCAUUGAAGAUGACGAUGAUGACGACGAUUGGCCGGAUGACAUCGACUUUGAUGGAGUCCUACCACGCGCCGAUGAUAGAGAUCAGAACGGCAUUUUGGACUUCCAAGAAGACUUUCUCAUCUUUGAUGCCGAUCCACCCGUCUUCACUGACCUCGUUGAUCUGAAUAACAACGGCACGAUAGAUUCGCUUGAGGACGAUUUUGAACCGCAGUAUGAGUACGGGGUAGACAGGGAAGGAUACCAUGUUUUUGCCGAAUAUGACCUCCUUGAUAAUCUUUCACUCAAAGUCGGGUGGCUCAACGAACACGAAGUCUCAAGCCGACGGAAGAAUGACUCCAAAUACUUACAUGUCACUUAUCAACGUGACAUUCCUGACUUCGGAACCGUGCUCUUCCAAAACCGUUUCGUCCGAGUCCAAGACGAUAUUCCAGAUUAUACCAUUACGCUGCGUGUUGGUGAAUUGGAACCCGUUCAAAUUUCCGACGAGCUUGAUUUCUACAACGCUCGUGUGAAUACCACAACGCUCCAGUUCCUUUAUACCGCUGUUCCGAACCUCACCUUAGAAGCAAAAUUCCUCGUUGUGCUGCAAAAACAGUUUGAGCAGGAUGAGGCAGGGGCUAUUUUCUUAGAUGCUGAGGCACCGGACCCCGAUAACGAAGACGAUCCGCUUAAUGCCGAUCAACGUGUCGAUUUCAUGGUACCCAUUGAACAGGUUCGUGCUGGUGGUGAAAGACGCGAAUACCCGUUCUAUCCUGAUCAUGGGAUUAACGCACUUGACCCUGACGAUCCGGGUUUAAUCUAUGAUUCCGAAAACUGGAAAACGCGGCGCUAUCCAGAACGCGAUAUUCGCAAUCAGCAGACGAUUCUCAAAGCAAGAUACGAGAUUCCUCUCGGUGAACUUCCAUUUGUUGAUAGAAUCGGCGAAGAUUUGACACUCACACCCAUGGUAAAGUACAUCUGGGAUCGAGCGUUCGACCGUGGUGCUGAGGAAAUUCCUGAUUCCCUCAACCCACGUCAGUUCGUUCCUACUGAUAACGAACCCGUCGAAUACUUGCGCUUCAAUCGUAGAAGUCGUGAAGAUGUACUCGGCGUACGGCUUGACUAUCAGUUCUCGCAAAGGAUGAACAUUCUUGGCGGUUUCCAAUACCGGAAAUUCACCAACCGGGAUAAUAACUUCAAAAAUUAUUUGACAAACUUCCCGGAAGAUGAAGAUGUCCCAAUACUCUACAGACCGGAUUUGCGAACCCGAAUCUUUGAAGUACAAGCGAUCAACCGCGGUGAAUGGCUUGGGUUCAAUAUUGUUAUCCUCGCGGGUUAUCGGCGAACCACUAUCUUGCUCGAUCACACGACGAGUAACACCACCUUCGUGCGAGCAAUGAUGGGCUUCUAGAUGGUUUAUGUAUCGCUGGACACAAUUUCGUGUCCAGCGAUACCGCAUUUAGCAAUAUCAACUGCGAUACCGUUUUCAGCAACACGCAAAUUAAGCGCGUAACUUUUUAAGCACUCGGGUGUUCUUAAUGAGAACGGCGUUGUAAAUAGUAGAGACGAUCUACAGAUAUAGAUAUUGAUUCCUAACCUGAAGAUUUGUUGUGUAGAUGGAACGCUCACGCGUUAAAAAAUAAAACUGAGUUGUUAAGGUGCGAUUCCCGUGCCUUAUCCAUACAGCACUUUAUGAGAUAACUUGUAGAGACUUGCCACAACACAAUUGGCAAGUCCCCUAAGGAGGACCAGAACGAAUGAUUCGUUUUAGUUUUGUUUUAAUGUUAGUCGCUUGUGUCGGUAUGUCUGCUGAUCUUGUUUUCGCGCAAGACGGUGCCGGGGCAAGUGGUGGAACCGUCCGAGGUCAAAUUGUCGAUACAUCCACAGCACAGAGCCCAAUUGAAGGCGUUGAGAUCAGAAUUGUUGGUGCAGACGGAGCAGAACAUACCGCAACAACUGAUGCCAGCGGUGAAUAUGAACAAUCAGGUAUCCCUGCAGGCCGCUACCUCAUUAGUAUCUAUAGAGACGGAUACGGCCCGCGAGAAGGGAAACCUGUAACGGUCGUUAAUGGCGGGGACCACUUCUUCCCGCUCAAAAUGACCAAAAAGGACAAUAUUGUUACCUUCUUCCAGAAGUUCGGAUUCGUCUUCUGGCCACUCGCCCUCUGCUCCAUCACGGCAUUAACCUUCAUUAUUGAAAGACUUUUCACUUUUGUGCGGAGCCGUUCUCGAAUUGGAACUGAACAGUUCAUCGCCAGUAUCGCCGACUCAUUGCGGAAAGAGAACAUUAUGGAAGCCGUCUCGACUUGUGAAGAAGCCGGCGGACCGCUUGCUAAUGUUCUUAAAGCAGGAUUGCUGAGAUACAGCCAAGCCCAGAUUGAAGAACGAGAUAUUAGCAAAGAAGAAAUUCAGGAAGCCAUUGAGGAAGCAAGCCUCCUUGAAAUCCCUGAACUGGAAAGAAACCUGCCAGUUCUCGGUACGGUCGCAGUUGUUUCUCCGCUGUUCGGCUUGCUUGGAACCGUUACAGGUAUGAUUAGUGCAUUUACCACAAUCGCACUCGAAGGUACCGGUGACCCACAACAACUCGCAGGCGGUAUCUCACAGGCACUUCUCACAACUGCUGCUGGCUUGACAGUCGCUAUUCCGUGCUUGAUUUUCUUCCAACUUUUCGAUAGCUGGGUUAACAGACACAUGGUUGAAAUUUCACAGGUUUCUACCGAAAUUGUCAAUCAACUGAUUGUUGGUGAAUCUAACUAGCAAUAAUGCCUAGUCUUGGAACAGAACGGGCGGGUGAUUCUACUCGCUCGCUUCUGAAACGAGAAAGGAGACUUUGAAAUGCAACAAGUCGGUGAAGCCAAAUUGAGUCUGAUUGCAACCAGAAUUAGGGAACUAUGAAUGAAAUGUCAUUCUUUCGUACAAACGGAGGCACAUUAGCAUGAAACAUCUCAAGAGACACAAACCCCCAACGCUUAGUAUGGCACCUAUGAUUGAUUGUGUGUUCCUGCUCCUGAUUUUUUUUAUGGUGUCAACAACCUUUUCCCCUAUCCCCGGGCUUCGGGUACAACUCCCUCCACCGAUUGAUAGACCCAUAACACGCGACCUUGGAAUUGUCGUAACGAUCGCCGACCCUGCACCGGGUGAAACUGAAGGUACAAUCAUCAUGCACCAAGGGAGUAGAGAAGAAAUUGUGCAAACGGGAGAUAUGUUUAAUUGGCUUAUCAACGCGCCUGAAAAUGUCAAAAUAAUGGUGAUUAUCCAAGCAGGUAAUGAGGUUUUCCAUGAGCAAAUCGUCCAUGUCAUGGAUAUACUCAAACAAGCGGGUAUUGAUAGAAUUGGGUUCGCU